GUGUCAUUGUUAUGUGUAAAUCUUGCUUCAGUUUGAAGCGUUGGAAGUUCCGAAUCCUAACACCCAAAACUCCAAAGCCUCCAUUGAAACAAUGUCGACAUCCGUGAACUUAGAAGAUGUUCCGUCGGAGAGCCUCAUGUCGGAGCUCCUCCGCCGCAUGCGGUGUUCCUCCAAGCCUGACAAACGUCUUAUUCUAAUUGGCCCACCUGGAUCAGGGAAAGGAACGCAAUCUCCUAUAAUUAAAGAUGAGUACUGCUUGUGUCAUUUAGCCACUGGGGAUAUGCUGAGAGCUGCCGUUGCCGCCAAAACGCCUUUGGGCAUUAAGGCGAAGGAGGCCAUGGAUAAGGGAGAACUUGUUUCUGAUGACUUGGUUGUUGGUAUCAUAGACGAAGCAUUAAAGAAGCCGUCAUGUCAAAAAGGAUUCAUUCUUGAUGGAUUCCCUAGGACUGUGGUGCAAGCAGAAAAGCUUGAUGAGAUGCUUCAAAAUCGAGGGACUAAAAUUGAUAAGGUCCUUAAUUUUGCGAUUGAUGAUGCCAUCUUGGAGGAGAGAAUUACCAGACGUUGGAUCCACCCAGCUAGUGGUCGUUCAUACCAUACAAAGUUUGCACCUCCUAAAGUACCUGGGGUAGAUGAUGUCACUGGAGAGCCUUUGAUACAACGUAAAGAUGAUACUGCUGCUGUUCUCAAGUCAAGGCUGGAAGGUUUCCACAGGCAAACUGAGCCGGUCAUUGACUACUACGCCAAGAAGGGUAAUGUAGUGAAUCUUCCUGCCGAGAAACCACCACAGGCGGUCACAGCUGAAGUCAAGAAAGCUCUCUCCUGAUGGAAGGAUGCCAAACUUUUUUGUUUAAACAAUGAACUCUGAAUUUUGGUUCAACCCGUUAAUUUCUAGAUGACUGACAGGGCUAUUUAUCUUUUAUGGCACUAGCUGGUAUCAACUUCUUAUGAACUUCAGAAAAAUGUUGCUGAAUUUUAUUUUAUUUUUAACAUUGAUAUCUACUGAGCUUUUGCAGUUCAGUAGGAAAUUACACAAAAUUAUUACUCUUAGCCAAGCCAGGAUGAAGUCAAGAGUGUAACAGAAGAUGCUAGUUGGAGCCACCAUUUUUGAGUGUGUGGGAGGGUAAUUGAAGAAGCUUCUGGGUUCUGGAUAUGUUAUUUUCAGUAGUCGCUUUUAUGAAACAUUACUAUAUCUGUCAAGAGACUCUUAUCAUUUACAGGUCGCUCCACAAAAGCAUCUCUCUUAGCUGCCGUCUUUUAUAAGAAAACAGUUUGUUUACCCUGAAAUAAUGUUUCUUGAGGUUUAAGUUCUUACGAGAAGAAAGGAGUAUUUUUAAA
Messenger RNA from Nicotiana tabacum (common tobacco), 1335 nucleotides. Its product is annotated as adenylate kinase 4. Gene Ontology annotation, molecular function: ATP binding; AMP kinase activity. Lineage: Eukaryota; Viridiplantae; Streptophyta; Magnoliopsida; Solanales; Solanaceae. The record is from RefSeq and is a predicted model, not a curated record. Gene Ontology annotation, biological process: nucleobase-containing compound metabolic process.